AACUAUAGUUUAAUGAACGGAAGCAGCUGUGGCAGAAAAAUACAUAACCCGCGUAAGCGGGUUCUGUAAAUUUUUUCUAAAUUUUUAAAUCUAAUAUAUUAAAUGUUUAUUAUAUAAUUUCUUCUACAAAAUAAGGCCAUUCCAAGUUUUUCUCUGUUUAGCGUCCACCCAUAUUUCAAAAACCUAGCUACAUAUUUGCAAAAAACACACAAGUCAAAAAAAUAAAACACAUAUUUCAUAGUAAGGCCAAAAUAAAUAAAUUGCUAGAUUUUCAUCCGAUUUUUUUUUUAAUCGAGGCGAUUGGGCGGCUUUUAUUUCAUAUUUUUUAAUUUUUUUUAAUUUUGCAAAUUUUUUAUUGACCUUGUCAAUCGGUGUAAUUUUAUCUACAAUACCCGAAUAAAAGUCAUAGUAAAGGUUCAAUUAUUGCUUACUUCUCAUUAUCACCAAUUUUUUUCUACCAAUGGCCCUUGUUUACAAUAUGUACGCAUGUAUAACAGCAAUCACCACCUUUUCAGCUGUUUAAAAUCAUGACGACUUUCGCGGGGUUUAAAACGAAAGUAGAAUGGUAGAUGAAUACCCAUCCCGAUCAGAAUUAAACCGUAGAAAAACAAAAAAUAAAAGAAAUAAAAGAAAUCGAGGAGGGCGGGGAUGAGAAUCUAUGAACAUUUUUAUUAUGGUCUAAUAAGAAUGAUGUAGUUCAAAAGAUACAAUUUUUUAAAAUCUUUUUUUCAUAAACAAAGUUAUUUUAUUCAGCAAAAUCAAAUUAUUAAAAACUGAAACUAUUCCAAUAAUGAAAAUUAUACAAAAAUUUAGAGAUAUUGCCAGAAGUCACAAAUUUUGACCUGAAUAAUGUAUUUUUGGACUCUUAAUUCUGUUUGUUUCUCUGACAUGGUGUGUCAAAAACCAAGGCGCUAAACAUAGAAAAAAAACUUGGAAUGGCCCAAAUACUAAUAAAACAUAUCUGAAUAUCAUUCUAAAUAAAUGUUGAUUUUUAGGGGGUAAAAAUUGUCUCCUCAUAAUUAUAUAUAUACCCUUAUACUCCUCUCUCUUUUAUAAUAGCUUAAUAUUUACAGUUAUGAUUAGAAAAAGAAAAAGAACUGUUCAAUACCAAGUGUUCCAGCCAAAUGGUAGAAAAAAGACUAUAACAGUUAAGGUUGGAGGUACAAAGACCGAAUCCACCUCCCCCUGCAGCACCCUUUCACCUCCUGCGUGUAAAAUACCAGAACCCAGUGUUCCUAUUGCUGAGAAUAAAAACAAGAAGUCCAGAGAUUACAAUGAAACAAAGCAGAGCAGAAUAACUGAGUGGACCAGAGUCAUGCCUCUGCUUACAAAAGCCCAACUAGAGUCUUUCUGUCCAACAACUAACGACUGCUCCGUAUGUCAUCAACAACUCACAGAAAAGUUCAGGUGCAUCGAUUGUAUGCGAGAUCCAGUCUGCUUGAGCUGCCUGCAGGCUGCACAUGGCAGACCUCACUUACAUAUCUUUGAAGGAUGGAAGAAUGGGACCUAUCUCGGAUAUGACUGCGAGACUCCCACCUGGAAACGAGAGUCCCAUGAAUGCAACUCUCUCUAUUCAAAAACUUUGGCUGUGGUGGAUUCUUUAGGCCGACAACACAAGAGGACAAUUCUUUUUUGCCGAUGUGAACCAGAGGCUGUUACACUGGUGCGUCAUCAACUCUGGCCAUCUUCUCCAAAAAACCCUACCAUAGCAUUUGACUUUGAGCUGAUGAAAUGGUUUUAUGGUUUGUUGUUGGAGGGUCAUCUUAGUCUCAGAAGUUUCGUCACAGCCCUUUCCACACCUCAAUCCAAACAUGAAGUUGGCUAUACCAAAAAAGAGAUUUUGAACGUGUACAAAGUAAUGGUUACAGAAACCACAGAGCAAUUUAGAUAUUUUUGGUAUCAGCAACAGUAUGGUGAUGUUGGGCAAAUUAAAUUAGACAAUGGCACAGAAUGCCCUGCAUGUUUUAAGAUGGACACAAAAGUUUUUUCAAUGGAUGCCGACUUCCAACUUGUGCGUAAAAAUUCAUCUGGAAAAUCUUGGGAACAGCCUAAGCAUUCUGGACAAUUUUUUCUUGAGCAGGAAUCUGUUGACUCUUUUAUCAGCAGCCUUCAAAGUACAGCAGCUGAAAAAAAUGCACAACCAGUACAUGACUGUCAUGAAUUCCAAGCAGGAAAUGCCUUGCGCUCAAAGGUGAAAAACAGCAAACUGUCUGAAACUGCUGUUUUUGGUUCUGUAUGUCGUCAUGAAUUUCCUCAUGCAUUCUUUAGUCUUCGUCAUGGAGAAAGGCUCGGAUACCCUAUCUUUCUGCUUCAGCACAUUCUCCAAACACAUCCAGUCCACACAAAAAUCCAUGUCACAUAUGACAUAGCUUGUGUGCUUGAAAAACAUUUAAAGGUAUGAAACAACUGAUUUAAA
Messenger RNA from Saccostrea cuccullata (small rock oyster), 2416 nucleotides. RefSeq lists its product as uncharacterized. The transcript is spliced from 8 exons. The record is from RefSeq and is a predicted model, not a curated record. NCBI's taxonomy places the organism in Eukaryota, Metazoa, Mollusca, Bivalvia, Ostreida, Ostreidae. Bases 1076 to 2401 code for a protein of 441 amino acids.